This is a messenger RNA of Talaromyces proteolyticus, 1370 nucleotides long. Its product is annotated as bromodomain associated domain protein. The transcript is spliced from 2 exons. Bases 191 to 1210 code for a protein of 339 amino acids. The record is from RefSeq and is a predicted model, not a curated record. Gene Ontology annotation, biological process: transcription initiation at RNA polymerase II promoter. Gene Ontology annotation, molecular function: protein heterodimerization activity. NCBI's taxonomy places the organism in Eukaryota, Fungi, Ascomycota, Eurotiomycetes, Eurotiales, Trichocomaceae. Gene Ontology annotation, cellular component: transcription factor TFIID complex.
GAGUUGGAUUGGAAGAUAUUACGCAUUGGAAUUUUAUUGCUGGAUUUAUAGUCAAUAAAUGAGGUGGUUCAGACAAAUGCUGAGUACAACUAAAGAUUGCGUGCGAUAUCACGUGACCAGACCGCUUCCUUGAGCUCUUCCCGCAACUUGAAGCUCACCGUACCUCAGCAAGGCUUCUCCAACCUGUGCCAUGGCGCAAGUCACAGAGACAUCGCUGAAGCGCUCGUCAUCGUCGCUAUCGUCUCUACACGAACCACACCUCAAGGGGCAGAAACGCCCCUAUCACCACCACCACAAACUCCAGCAACGUGUGCAAACCGACCUCCAAGAACCGGCCAUCCCCGACGAUGCCACCAUCACGCACCUCUUGAACCGGUCGAUCGGACAGGUGCUCGCAUCCACCGGCUAUGAAAUCGCCGAACCUACAGCCUUAGAUGCCUUCCGACAGGCCACUGAAGAGUAUAUCCUUCACUUAGCAUCCUUCGUGCGCCAGUCGAUGAUCUCGUCACGCCGCAUGCAGCCUAUCCCCCAGGACUUUGAAUACGCCUUCCAGCGAGCGUUCAUUAGCACAGACGAGCUCUUGCCACAAAUCAAAACAGAACCAUAUGAACCCAUCCCGACACUCCUACCCAGCCCGCCACCCGAGGAUAAAGACCCAUUUGAUGCAUUCCUCAGCAUCCCCAUUCUAGGUGACGAGCUAAGUGGUGAAAGAGACCGGUUGCAGAGCGGCUUUAUUCCCGCGCAUUUCCCUCAGUUUCCAAGCAUACACACAUAUCGAUUCACCCCAGUGUAUACGGACAGAGAGACGGACCCACAGCGGAUUCGAGAGCUUGGAACUGAGGAUGGUCGGCAUGGGGAAGAAGCGCUGCGGAAGUUGGCGCGCGCGGCGUUCAAGGACACGCAUGUAGCUGGCGUGGGCAAAGGAGAGAAACGGCUCUGGGGUCGAAAGAGCGAGACUAUGGAGAGUAUGUUUGAGAAGACUAUCCGCGGGCUCACCAAGAAGUACCAGCCGGAUGGAAAAUCCUUAGACACGGAUGGAUCGACCCAGAAACCGGCGAGGUUUUCCAUGGCGAAUAUUGAACUGGCGCCGAUAGUCAAUUGUGAGCGAGAUUUCUGGAGAAAGGUAGCGACAGGGUCGCCCAAGACGGAAAAACCGGUCGACAUAAAGGAUCCCGUUAUCGCGAAGGUAGAGCGAUGGGUUUCGUCUUAAAGCAGAUUCAGCGCAAUUUACAGUUGCAUAUGAUGGAGGCGUUUUGGUGGUUGUUUUUAAUAGCUCAGAUACCCGAUUUGGUUUGAUAGUUUUAUUUACAUACGCAUAUUAUCGAGGAUAUUGAUGGCAUAGCAUAGCACAUAAGAAAGGUUUCAUAACA